Molecule: messenger RNA, 1751 nt
Organism: Daphnia pulex (common water flea)
Lineage: Eukaryota; Metazoa; Arthropoda; Branchiopoda; Diplostraca; Daphniidae
Exons: 2
Coding region: 158-1360 (400 amino acids)
Biological process (GO): adenylate cyclase-activating G protein-coupled receptor signaling pathway; G protein-coupled adenosine receptor signaling pathway
Cellular component (GO): membrane
Molecular function (GO): G protein-coupled receptor activity
Source: RefSeq, a predicted model, not a curated record
UCAAAAAAAUUCCUAAAAGUUAUCCAGCAGAGAUCCGCGCAUGCGAGAAAAACUCUACGACGCGCCUUGGAUGAGAAAAGAAACGGGCAAACGCCCAGCAUAUCUCACGGCAGUGGACAGGCUCAUCCUUUUAGUCUGUCCAUCACAAUAGUCCAGAAUGGACGACCAACUGGCUUCCUUCGUCAACUCCAGCGCUCCGCAUCAUUCGCCGAUGAUUUCGUUCGAUUUCAACGUCAUGAAACAGAACCUCACGUCCGUCCAAGAGUUGUACCGUACCUCGGCCGUCACGGUGGCCAUGUUUCUCAAUUGCCUCGUCAUUUUAGUGGUGAGCAAUUCCCGCCAAUUGCGUUACCCCCGUCACGUUUUCUGGGCGGCCGUUUCGCUCUUUGAAUGUCUCUUUCUAUUCGAAUGCAUCCUGGAAUUGGUCGUUGUUAAUAAUCACGACGAACUGGCCUGCCGGAUCUUUAUUCUCCUCUGCCCGGUCGACUAUUCCAUCCUGUUGAUUUGCCUGGCCAUGGCCGCCUUCGACCGCUACUUGGCCAUCGCCCGCUACGAGUGGUACAAGGAAACGGUCACCAAUCGCGGCGUCGUUGCCACCGUUUCGGCCGCUUCGGUCGUGACUUUUGUCGUCGUGACGAUUCCCUUCUGGACGGACCACCAGUCCAUCUACACCUGCACCCUCAACUUGUCCCACGUCCACUGGGUGUACGUUUUGAAUUUUGUGCUGGGCAUCGUUUGCGUCCUGCUCCACGUCAAGAUCUUCUUGGCAUCGAAAUCCGUCAUCCGCCAGUAUCUGCCCAGUUACCCCACGACGUCCGUCACUGUGACGUUCGUCAAGGACCGGAGUAAGAUCCGGCCGUCCCUUUUCUCCGGACCGGAAGGGGUGGAAUCGUCUCCGGAAACGGCGGAAAGAGUUUUCAUCACAUUUCCGGAAAAUGCCACCGCUUCCAAGUCGGAUCACCUGGUCAGAAUCGAUCCUGGAGAUUCGCCGGAUCAUCAAGGAACUGCUGACGGCCAGCAUUCCAACGGUCAAUCUUUUCUCAAGGAGCCUGGCGGGCAGACGAAAAUCAACCGAUUGGAAGUGCGGGCAGCGCUGGACAUGUCCGUCAACGUCCUGCCCUUUUGGCUGUGCACAUUUCCGGUCUCGUCUUACGCCAUGGCCCUGUACUGGUGCGUCAAACUGGAAGGCGACUGCGACGCCGUUUUCCUGACGUGGACGUACAUGUGGGACGUUUUCCUCCUGCACAGCAUCUACAAUCCCGUCAUGUACAUGUCGACGAGUACGGAAUUCCGGCGGGCCCUCUCCCACAUCGCCAGGAAGUUGAUCAACACGUUCCACAUUGAAGUGUACGAACAUUGACGGGAGUUAAUUGACACUUCAUAUCACUUGUUGCUGUGUCAAAAGAUUUUUCGCGCUUAUUUUCAAAUGGAGAAAGUUGGGUCGACACGUUUGUCGGCGUUUAAUUAAUUUCAACUCAAACACAUCAACUGCGUGUUUACUGUUUACUCUGUGGAGACAUGCAUGUGAUGUUGUGUCACUAGAGAUUUUUAUUUGUCAUUAACAAGUUGGUGUGUGUCGACUGUCGAGCGCUCCUACUAAUCAGUUCCCUGCCGCAAACAGCUGCUGGUUGCAAACAUUGACGAGUCCCUUAUGAGUUCCUGUCUGUACUAUACCUCGCGAAGCUCAUUGGUCUUUUUUUUUCUUAAUUAUCAGACAGAGUUGCUUGUAAAAUAAUUAUUUGUUGAGAUGA